ACCAAAGCGCUCACACGUGCGCGGAGCGGGAGGGCGCAGGCGCGAAGUCGCCGGGACGUUAGAGGGCGCGCGCUCCCAGCCGGGAGCCGACUCGCUCGCGCGCCCCGCCGCUCGGUCUCGCGCUCGACCUGCGCAGGCGCCAGCCCGCAAGAUGGCGGCGGCUGGAGCUGGCCGUCUGAGGCGGGCGGCGUCGGCCCUGCUACUCCGGGCCCCGCGCCUGCCGGCCAGGGAGCUGUCAGCUCCGGCUCGCCUCUAUCACAAGAAGGUUGUUGAUCAUUAUGAAAAUCCCCGGAAUGUGGGGUCCCUUGAUAAGACAUCUAAAAAUGUUGGAACUGGAUUGGUGGGGGCUCCAGCGUGUGGGGAUGUCAUGAAAUUACAGAUUCAAGUGGAUGAAAAGGGGAAGAUCGUGGAUGCCAGGUUUAAGACAUUUGGCUGUGGUUCUGCUAUCGCCUCCAGCUCGUUAGCCACCGAAUGGGUAAAGGGGAAGACGGUGGAGGAAGCCUUGACCAUCAAAAACACGGACAUCGCCAAGGAGCUGUGCCUCCCACCUGUGAAACUGCACUGCUCCAUGCUGGCCGAAGAUGCCAUCAAGGCCGCCCUGGCUGAUUAUAAACUGAAACAACAACCCAAGAAAGCAGAGGCCGAGAAGAAAUGAGCCCCCGGCAAAGCCUCCUGCAGGUCUCACAGGCUGCUUGCCCCCUCACCGUGCAGUCACGUAGCUGUUCAGAAGCCCUUGCACUACAAUAAAAGCGCGGUGAGAUCCACACAGCAUUUGUCAUCACGGUGUAACUCUAAUACAAGCAAAAUACACAGUCUAGUUCUGAAUCCUGUGGCUUCUCACUUUCAUCGCCUUAACCGAGUGUAUGUCUAUUUCACAUUGUGCAUAUGGCCUCAAAACUGAAAUCGAUAGUUAAGUCUCAGGUUUGGGUACUCGUGAAGUGCACAAAUAUCUAACUUUCCCUGAAUCUAUUGCGGGGAAGAUUACCAGUCGAAUGCCUUGGUAAGAUUAUAUGGUAGGACCAAGUAUUGUACA
This is a messenger RNA of Hippopotamus amphibius kiboko, 1033 nucleotides long. RefSeq names its product iron-sulfur cluster assembly enzyme (gene ISCU). Bases 152 to 655 code for a protein of 167 amino acids. The transcript has 5 exons. Gene Ontology annotation, molecular function: ferrous iron binding; 2 iron, 2 sulfur cluster binding. Gene Ontology annotation, cellular component: cytoplasm; mitochondrial matrix. Gene Ontology annotation, biological process: iron-sulfur cluster assembly; intracellular iron ion homeostasis. The record is from RefSeq and is a predicted model, not a curated record. NCBI's taxonomy places the organism in Eukaryota, Metazoa, Chordata, Mammalia, Artiodactyla, Hippopotamidae.